Messenger RNA from Scomber japonicus (chub mackerel), 995 nucleotides. Its product is annotated as heavy metal-binding protein HIP-like. The record is from RefSeq and is a predicted model, not a curated record. The transcript is spliced from 8 exons. The coding region runs from base 1 to 975 and encodes 324 amino acids. Lineage: Eukaryota; Metazoa; Chordata; Actinopteri; Scombriformes; Scombridae. Gene Ontology annotation, molecular function: protein binding.
AUGAGGCGUGCCGCAUCUUUUCUGGCGUUGCUGCUCUGUCUGUACUGGACGGGGGCUCAGGGUGAGAGUGGAGGGCUGACAGGGAAUGACAUCACUCAGACGGAGGUUCAGUCUGAGAUCCUGGGUGUCAAAUCAACCAGUGAUCAGACCAAUAUCAGCCCUGACAUCUGGGCUGAGCUGAAGGAGCUGAGAGACAUGGCCAUCGAACACAGUGUGGAGCUGAGGAACAGCAAGAGCAAGAUGGAGAAGCUGGAGCAGGAGAAUACAGCCAUGCAGACCAGACUGACAGCCAGUGAAAAUGAGGUGGAGGAGCUCCAGAGAGAGAACACAGCCAGUGAAAAUGAGGUCAAGGAGCUCAAGAACGAGGUGAUGAAGCUGAAGAUAGAGAAUGCAGUUUUGAAGGCCAGAAUGAAAACCAGUGAAGAUGUGAUGGAGAAGCUCAAGAUGGAGAACACGGAUCUUCAAUCCAGAGUAACAGCGAGUGAAGAUAAGAGCAAAGUGUUGGAGGCCAGAAUGAACGCCAGUGAAACCGAGGUGGAGGAGCUCAAGAGACAGAUUGCAGACCAACCAAAGGUGGCGUUCUCACUUGGUCUCACUGACAGCGGACUAAUUGGACCCUUCGAUACUGACAUCACACUUAAGUUCAGUAAAGUCUUCACCAACUUUGGUCAGGUCUACAGUCCAAUUACAGGUCACUUCACAGCCCCAGUCAGAGGAGCCUACUACUUCUCAUUCAAUGCAGCGGAUAACCGGAGUAACGUAUGGAGCGCUGUUAAUCUCUAUCACAAUGACAAGAGAGUGUUGUGGAAUGAUGAUUACAAUUAUGGAACUGGUGAUAACAGACUUUCUAAUUCACUGGUUCUUCAGCUGGAAAAGGGGGAUGUGGUCUACCUGGUUUUACCUGAUGGCUGUAGUGUAUACGAUAAUACUUAUGAUCAUACUAACUUCAAUGGAUUUCUGCUUUUUCCACUGUGAGACUCAAACAUGAGAAUUGA